This is a messenger RNA of Mizuhopecten yessoensis (Yesso scallop), 1502 nucleotides long. Its product is annotated as L-cysteine desulfhydrase-like. NCBI's taxonomy places the organism in Eukaryota, Metazoa, Mollusca, Bivalvia, Pectinida, Pectinidae. The record is from RefSeq and is a predicted model, not a curated record. Bases 85 to 1467 code for a protein of 460 amino acids. The transcript has 13 exons.
AGGUCACUGUCGUCUGCUUGUCAGAAAAGAAAGUAGCCGGUAAAUACACAGAGUUUCGUAACGACAACUGCAGUUAAUGGCGUUAUGCAGAAAAACAUCAAAAGAGAUUUUGGAUCUUUCCAUGCUUCCAACGUACAGGAGUUGUUAGAACUACCUGAGGAAGAGUACCAGCCUCCAUCUUUCCCAGUUGUUGUACCAAGAUUUACAGAUUGUCAGUUGGAAACUGGACAUUCCUGCCGUUGCAAACAUUUCCUUUUAGAGGAAGACUGUACCUUUAUCAACCAUGGGGCCUUUGGUGGGGUGCUCCGUGAGGCCAUGGACUCUGCUCAGGAGUGGCAGCGGUAUGUUGAGAGACAGCCACUGAGAUUCUAUGACCGGGAACUACUACCACAUCUAGUAUAUGUUACCAGGAGGCUGGCAAAGUUUGUCUGUUGCGACCCAACUGACUUGGUGCUGGUGAUCAACGUUACCACGGCGAUUAAUUCCGUUGUGAGGGGCCUUGACCUACACAAGGGAGACAUCAUCUAUGUACUGAGUGUUACAUAUGGAGCUGUCAAAAAACUGUUACAGUGUGUAUGUGAGAGGACAGGAGCUGUGCUACAGGAGGUCCAACUAAACUUCCCUGUCACUAGUAAAGAACAGGUGAUUACCCUGGUGAAGGAUACCCUACGUCCAGGAGUGAAAUUGGCCUUGUUUGACCACAUACCCAGUAAUGCCCCUGUUAUUCUGCCUUUGAAGGAGAUCAUCAGUAUUUGUAAAGACAGAGGUGUACCAGUCCUGGUAGAUGGAGCCCAUGCGUUGGGUGCUCUCCCCUUGGACAUAAGGGCUCUGGACCCCGAUUACUAUGUCAGCAAUGCCCAUAAGUGGUUUUGCUGUCCCAAGGGGUCUGCAUUCCUGUAUGUGAGAAAGGAACUCAAGUCCCAGACAAGGCCACUUAUUAUCUCCCAUGGUUUUGGCUCUGGUUUUAACUCAGAAUUCAUUUGGGCAGGUCUUCAUGACUACAGUCCCUUUCUGGCCAUGCAUGUGAACAUGAACUUCUGGAAGGAUAUUGGAAAUGAGAAGAUACAGCAGUAUAUGUACGACCUGUGUAGGGAAUCUUGUAAUUUGCUGACAUCACUUUGGAACACUAAACUGGCGGCUCCUAUGGAAAUGUUUGGUUGUAUGGCCCUAGUAGAGCUUCCUCCUCAGUUGUAUUCCUCCGACACAGCCAUAACCUACAGCACGGGAGAGGCCAUUCAGAACCAACUCUACCAUCAAUAUAAUAUAGAGGUUCCUGUCAAAUGUAUUCAAGGCACCCUGUAUGUUCGGAUCUCAUGUCAUAUCUACAAUGAACUAGCCGAAUACGAAAAACUGGGAAAUUGCAUUCUUGAAAUGUGUUCAAUUAAAGAGAAGUCGGGUAUAAAAAGACCAGAGAUCAGUGAUACUCAUCAAUGUUCAGAUGAAUCUAAUGCACAGAUUGUAAGCUAAAAAAGAAGUAAUUGAGUAAAUAAAACUAUUUUUUC